AUGUGUGUCCUAAAUACAACACGAGGAAGAGUUGUUUCCUCAGAGUACUUUGUGCAGACGCAGACGUCGUUACAUCGUGUGUUAGGGGAGCUUCGUCUGGCGUACUAGAUUCAAAGGUGUCUAUCAAUGUUCAUAAACCUUUGUUGUGAGUUCACGUGAUUUUGAUCUGCCAGGUCAUUGUGGCCUGCCUCCAAGUAACUAACUUGAGUGGCAUGCGCCAAGAUUGUUUCAUCCAGUUUUUGAGUUGAUAGUGCUUACGUCUUUUGGAUUCUGUCACGAUGUGGUGGAUAAUCACGUCUGUACUUCUUGCAGGGGUUACUGUAAAGAAAGCGUACUCUUUAAAUACAGAUUCCCAGCCAAGUUCGUUGUCCACUAAAUCUCAGCUAGUGCACCCUGUUCGUCUCGAUGCAAGUGGACAUCCUUUUCCUGGUGGUCAAAACUACCUCCGGCGGAGUUUAGAAGACUGGGAACAAAAAGUAUUUUAUAGAUGGGUUGCUUAUAACAAAACAUUCUUUGUCAAGUUAAAAAAGAUAACAAUUUUAUAGCUCCCCAAUUUCACCAGCAGACUGUGGAGUCAUUAGACGAAAAUUCAACGCUAUGGAUACGUCCUUUUAAAGAAAGGUGUUACUACAAUGGCUACGUUGAAGGGGACAGUCGAUCCCGUGUCUCUGUUAGUCUAUGUCAGGGAAUGUUUGGAUUAAUUCAUACGUCUCAUGGAGAUUAUACAAUUGAACCAGUGCCCUCUAGGAGUGAAAGUACGAACUUUGAUGAUACACCUCAGAAGGCACAUCACAUGAUUCAGUUAAGCCUGACUCAUUCAUCUGGAAAGAGCCGUAAAGGUUUUAUGGAAAGGUGUCAUUUAAAAGAUUCUGCUAGGUCAAAAAUAAAAAAUAAACGGGAAACUAGGAAUUUGAAUAUCGGAGAUGAAUUUCAUCGUAAUUUUAAUAAUUCCUCCAAAAUGCGCUCCAAACGCUCAGUGUCUUUUGAGCGAAAUGUGGAGGUGUUGGUUGUUGUUGACAGGCAGAUGGCUGAUCAAUACCGUGAAGAGUUACGUCACUAUGUCCUGACGUUAAUGUCAACGGUUGCAACAAUUUACAAGGAACCCAGUCUUGGAAAUUUCAUCAAUAUUGCGGUGGUGAAACUGGUUACACUAACUGAAGAAGAGGAUCGGGAAAUCAUCCAUUCAAGUGCUUCAAAGACAUUACGUAGUUUCUGCCGCUGGCAACGGAUAAACAAUCAUGACGACGACAGCCAUCCCCAUCAUCAUGAUACUGCUGUUUUGAUCACAAGGAAAGAUUUGUGUCGAGUCUCCAAAGCCUGUGACACUCUCGGUCUGGCCAACCCAGGAAUGGUAUGUUCUCGCUACAGCAGUUGUGCAAUAGUUGAAGACAAUGGCCUUAGUGCCGCAUUUACAAUAGCUCACGAGCUGGGACACGUACUGGGAAUUCCUCACGACGAUGAUUUCAAGUGCAGGAGACACAAAGACCAGGGUCAAACUUUAAAAGUUAUGGCUAGGAUGUUAGACGAGAAAAGCUACCCAUGGGACUGGUCUCCUUGUAGUAGGAGAUACAUCACCAACUUUUUGGACUCAGGUAAUGGAGAAUGUCUUAUCGACAAGCCUACAGAGAAUCUACUAAUUCAUAAUUCUUCGAUUGCGAAAACAUACCCUGGGCAGGCAUAUGACAUGGAUUAUCAAUGCGAGUUGGUGUUCGGCAGCGAUUCGAAAAUAUGUCCCUAUAUGCCUGUGUGUGGAAAGUUAUGGUGCACUCUUCAGGGAAGUAAUAACUAUGGUUGUCGGACUCAACACAUGCCAUGGGCCGACGGAACAUUUUGUGGUCUUAACAAGUGGUGCCAGCGUGGUGAAUGUGUGAAAGUGGACAAUCGAAAACAAGAACCUGUUGAUGGUCAGUGGGGCAAGUGGCAAAGGUACGGCCAAUGUACUAGAGACUGUGGAGGUGGUAUUCAGAAAUCGGUGAGAGAAUGUGACAACCCUAGGCCUGUACACGGAGGAAAAUAUUGUUUAGGGCAAAGGACCCGAUAUCUUUCUUGUAAUACGCAUAGCUGCCCACUUGGGACUCCAGAUCCCAGGGCUGAAGAAUGCUCUACAUUUAACGGCAAGACCAUGAACUUUCAUGGACUGCCCUCUAGCGUCAACUGGCUCCCUUUUUAUUCUGAAGAUCGUUCAGAAGCCUGUAAACUUUACUGUCGAGUGCGUGGUACAACUGCCCAUUUCCUGUUAAAAGAUAGAGUCAUAGACGGAACCCCAUGUGAUCAGGAUACGUUCGACAUUUGUGUGAAUGGUGUAUGUGAGAGUGCAGGGUGUGAUCGCAUCCUAGGUUCCAACAAAACUCUAGACCGAUGUGGAAUUUGCGGAGGUGACAAUUCCACUUGCAAAACAAUACGUGGACACUUCAACGAGGUUAAGUAUGGGUAUCACUUGGUCGUCAUGAUUCCAGCAGGAGCAAGUAACAUUGAAAUUCUUCAAUAUGGUUACCAAAACUCUCCUCAAGAUGACAACUAUUUAGCUCUUGUGUCGAACAAUUAUGAGUACCUUCUUAAUGGCAACUUCACAGUGUCUCCAUUUAAGAAGAUUAUUAAGUAUGCUGGCACUGCCUUGGAAUACAGUGGGUCUGUAGCCAUAAUAGAGCGUAUUAAUACAUCCAAACCACUCAUAAGAGAAUUGCAUGUUCAGGUUCUUACUGUUGGUAAUCUUCGUCCGCCCAACAUUCAGUUUGAGUACACUGUUUCUCUCCGAGAUGAAAAUAAAUAUCGUUGGGAGUUAGAGGAAAAGUGGUCAGAAUGUUCUCUCUUGUGUGAAGGUGAAACGUUCCAACAACCUGUCUGCAAAAGAAUAUUUGACAGGCAAGUGGUCAACGAAAAUCAUUGUGAUGUUUCUAAUAAGCCUUCUUACGCCAAAAUGUGCAAUGAACACUGUUCACUCAGAUGGAACAUCUCUGUUACAUCAGAAUGUUCGUCGCAAUGUAGUCGUGGUACGAGACAACGAGAUGUUAAAUGUUUGCAAGAAUUUAGCAAACACAAAACACUACAAGUUAAUGAUGACUUCUGUGCACACCUUGGUGAUAAGCCAAGUCUUACAGAAUCCUGUGAAGGUAACUGCCCAGAGUCUCGUUGGGUGUUUGGAAAAUGGUCUGCCUGUUCUAAAUCCUGUGGAGGCGGCGAACAAAUUAGAAGCGCCACCUGUGUCGACUUGGACGGUAAAAAACUAUCUGAAUUUCGCUGUGGCUCAGCGGAAAACCUCAAGAGGCAAAGUUGUAACACAGGGCCUUGUCCACAGUGGAUGACUGGAGAGUGGACAGAAUGUUCAAUGUCAUGCGGUGCAGGCGAAAGACACCGUCUUUACUGGUGUGAACAUGGCGGUAAAGCUAUUAGUGGUAUUUAUUGCAAUUCUAAGACGAUCCCAAAACACAAAGACAUCUGUAACCAACCAGCUUGUACUAAAUGGGAUCAUGGAAACUGGGGUCCGUGUUCUGUGACGUGUGGAGACGGCGUCAGCAUGAGAGCUGUUCGUUGUCGUAAGUUGGACGGUGAUAUUGUUCAAAACUACCUCUGUGAUACCAAGACUCGGCCAUUAAACUCAACAGCGUGCAAUUUGCCACCUUGUAUCCAAGCCACUAUCGCUUCAGCGACAACAGAAACGUUAACAAAUCACCUCUUUAAUUCCCGGCAGCAGAAUAGAACACCGUUUUUUAAACAAUCUUCCUUCACACCAUCAUCCUCUACUUCUAUUCCAAGACGAUCAGUGUGGAGAUCGAGCAGUUGGUCUGAGUGUUCUGCGAGCUGCGGUGAGGGAAUGAGGAUACGUCACAUCACGUGCCAUGAUGGCCAUAGUAACGUUUUACUUCCUGGGUCGUCUUGUGAUGUGUCAAGUCGACCAAUCACUCUCGAAAUCUGUAAUGCUAAACCUUGUGGAUCAUGGAGAACGUUAGAAUGGAGGCAGUGUAGCGCAACUUGUGGACAAGGUGUGAUGACACGCAACGUUGGUUGCUUCUCCCUGGAUGGAACUCAACGUGAAGAUCAAGACUGUGACCAUGAAGCUCGCCCAGUGAGUGAGAAGAUAUGUAAUCUUUCUGCAUGCAACAAAAUUCUUGGAGUUUUAAGAGAAACUGGAGAUAUUACUCAUAAUAAAGUAGAAGGCUUUUUCUGGAGAACAGGACCUUGGGGAGCAUGUUCACGAACAUGUGGUAGUGGAACUCAACGUCGCCAGGUGGCAUGUUAUGAUGAAUUGGGUAGAAUGAGCGAUCAGUGUGAAUUAGCGAGAAAGCCCAUAGAAGUUUCACAAUGCGGCGUGGACCAGUGCCCAGUUUGGUCAGCAGGGGAGUGGCAACAGUGCAACAAAUCUUGUGGUGAAGGAUUUCAAACCCGAGCUGUUACCUGUAGAGACAAAAGAGGACAAGUAAUUCCGGAAUACAUGUGUGAUGUUUACGCCAGACCUUCAGAGUCCCGGAAGUGUAACGCUAAACAAUGCCCGUUUUCUUACCCUGGUUAUCGCUGGUAUCUCAGCUCUUGGAGUCCGUGUUCUGUGACUUGUGGACAAGGUGUAGUAAGAAGAGAGAUAAGGUGCAUUGAUGGAUUAGAACGUUCAGUGUCACAUGAGAAUUGCAACGGAUCAAUUCCAGAAAGUAUUAAACAAUGCAUAAAACCAGUUUGUGCAGAGUGGAAGUGGUCGGAAUGGACAAAGUGCUCUACUAGGUGUGGAGACGGUGUAAGGAUACGACAUUCAAUAUGUAAAGAAGGCAAUGUCAUAGUAGACAGCACCAGAUGUGAGGGUGAGAAACCAAAAAAACAAUCUCAAAGUUGUUCUCAUCGACCGUGUAGCUACGACUGGUCGGUAUCACAGUGGUCCCAGUGUUCCGUGUCAUGUGGUAAAGGUAGCCAACGUAGAGAGAUCAUGUGUCUUAAUGAAUCCAAAGAGGUUGUUUCAAGAGAUAAUUGUGAAGCCCCACCACCAGCUGACGUCAGAGAAUGCAACCAGCCUGAAUGUGCACAGUGGUCUUGGACCGACUGGUCACAAUGUUCUUCCACUUGUGGCCAAGGAAACCAGAUUCGCCAUCAUCGAUGUUUACAGUCUAAUAUUACAGUUAAUGACUCGGAAUGUGGAGAAAAUAGCUCCGAACCGGAAACUCGUUCCUGCUCUAAAAAACCAUGCUUUUUCAAAUGGGAGAAAGGAAAUUGGAGCAAAUGUAGUGUUACAUGUGGAAAAGGACAAAAACAGCGAGAAAUCAGCUGCUUAGAUGGCAGUGGUGACGUGGUGGCAGACAAGUUAUGUGAAUCGAAACGAAAACCUAAAACCACACGAGCAUGUAGAAGGGGUCCAGCUUGCCCUUAUUCAUGGAUACCUGAUGAAUGGACACAGUGUUCGAGCUCGUGCGGACCAGGCGUACAAAUGCGAAGAGCUCACUGCUUUCGAGUGAAUGCUUACGGUUGGAUAGACCCUAACCCAUUACAAGAACCACUUGACAACAAUGACACAUGGUGUGACCGCAAGAAGCGCCCUCAAGGAGUUAGAAUCUGCAACUUAGGCGACUGUGAAAAUGGAGCUGUGUGGAAACCCUGGCCAUGGAAAUAUUGUUCAAAGUCAUGUGGUGUGGGAAAACAAAGGCGUCGAGUUGCUUGUUAUAACCUGGAAGGAAAACGAAUCGGAAGAAGAAACUGUGACCUCUCUUUGCGCCCAAAGACCAAACGCAAGUGUACUAUGAGACCAUGUAAAGCAGUUAGCUGUAAAGAUGUCCAAGAACGAACAGGGAUAAGAGAAGAUGGAGAGAAAGAUUUGUAUGUACGUGGGAAGACACUCAAGAUAUAUUGCGCUAACAUGAACACAUCCGACCCUCUGGAAUAUGUGUCGCUACCUAGUGGAGAUAGCAACAAUUAUUCUGAAAUGUAUGAUAAAAGAUUAAUAAGUCCCGGCACAUGUCCCUACGACGGAAUUCGUCACAGUUCUUGCCCGUGUGUGACUGAGCGCAGGCUAGGAUCAGGACUGACAAUGUUCAGCAAGUUGGCAAUAAACAUCACAACUCUUCAGGUCCUCACUGAUGAUUUCACCUUCAGUAAGACCUCACAAGGUCAUAGAGUAAGGUAUGGAGAGGCUGGGGAUUGUUACAGUCUCAACUCGUGUCCGCAAGGUCGUUUUGCUAUCAAUUUGGAAGGUACAGGUUUCAUCGUGUCGGAUGCUACUCAAUGGAAAAAAUAUGGUACCAGGCCUUCUGCCAGAUUAUACAUGUUACAGAGUAGAGAAGUAGUUCAAGGCAAAUGUGGAGGUUAUUGUGGAAAAUGCACACCAGACGUCAGUAGUGGUCUUCUAUUAGAUGUGGCACCUCCCUGACUAAGGACUACGUUUAGGAGAAAGAUUCACGUAGAAGCUACAAACGGUCACCGGGACCUCUGACAUCAGUAUUGUUAUGAUUGCUCAUUGGCUCAUUUGUAUAUAUCUCACGUCACAUAGCAUGGUAUCUAAUCUAUAGACUACCACGUGGUAUGGCAUCACGUGUAAUUAUGUCACAAGUAUAAUACUUGUAAUUUCUCAAGUUCUGCUUUCAAAAACUAGUCGUUUAUAAUGCUGUUAAUCAACAACAAAGAUCUUAAAGUAUCACAUUUUCUCAGUAUUCAUCCUUAGGGCGGUUCCACAGUUUGCAGCUUUUCAAUCUCAAACUAUUCCCUGAUUAAUCUUUUUGCUUUUAUUAUAAAAGUAGUAUUAUCGAGAGUAGUUGAUUUAGUUAUAUCUCAAUCAUUUUUAUUGUAGGUCAUAGAUUUCACCAACCAAAAAUUUAAAUCCAUACACGUCAUACAAAGGAAGUGUCACUACCACCAAGGUGUUAUGUAAAAUUUAAAUUUAUUAAUUGUUGAUAAAGUUGACGAUUCAGUAUGUUCACGACAUCACGAUUAGUCUAAAACUAUAUUAAAUCGUAAUUUGUAUCUGAAACUAAUAUAAAAGAAUACGUACCCCUUAGUACAGUUUAUUGUAUUUUACCAUGAACGAAUAUCUUAUGUACAGGCCAGUUUUUCAUAAAUUUUAAUUAAACGUGCAUGAAUUAUCUUUAAUGAUUUUAUCUGAAUUAUUAAAAAAAAUUGCAUUUUCCUAACCCUUUUCUCAGCUUGCUGUUUAGGGUUUUAUAAAUGCUAAUUAAUGAUAAAUUAUAAUUUUGUGUUAUAAGGUAUGACUUGUAAACAACGCAGCUGUUUUUUGUUGGUUUUUUUUUGUUGUUGUUCAUUAUAUCCUAUUUUUUCUGUGCUAUUCGUUUUAAUUGUUGUUAUUUGUUAUUAAGCUCAAAGGGCUAUCUGUGCUCUGCCCACCUAGUUUCUAGUAGUAUAAUUCCGCAGACAUACCACUGUGCCACUGGGAGUGGUGGGGGUAUUCGUUUUAGAUCACUCACCUUUCAUGUUUAACAUGUCGUUUGCCAGUAGAGUAUUAAACCUCUAGUGUUAGGGAUUGUUCUUUUAUGAAAAAAAAGUUGAAGUUGACUUCUUUAUUUAUUCAGUAAUAUUAAUAAAUCUAAAUUGCCUUUGACGAUAGUAUGCACCAAGUAUAUACUAACAAAUUAAAUUAGCCUUUCUGUCGGAAUACGAGUUGGGGAUAAUUUUCGAUACUUUACUUCUUGUUGGAUUAUGUAUUUAAAAGUGGUCUUGACAGAACCCAAAACACCUUUUAUUAAUGGUUGCAUUUCAGUACUGAGUCAAGGAAUGGGAGGAGAUAAUACCUUCCCCAUUUUUGUCAGAAUGGACGUCAGGGCAACGUGAAACUCAAUCGCUUGCUAAAAGUUACUUAUGGAAUGCUGAUGUAUAGAUUCUGUUUCGUGAAAACUUUUACCUAAAAAUGUAUUCAUGAAAUUCUGUGCAUAAAAUAUUCUAUAGGUAUAUGGUACUGAUAAUGUAAAAUAGAUUCAUUCAUUGAAGUAGGACAGUUCAGUUUUCUCUAUAUAAUCUACUUUAAUACCAUUGCAAAUUUGAUACAUGAUUUCAGGGAUGGAAAAUAGGUUUUAACUGGCGUGCCAAAAUAAAAUGAAAGUGUUAAGUUUUCACAUACUUUUUAUUUAUUUCAUUUA
Messenger RNA from Limulus polyphemus (Atlantic horseshoe crab), 8057 nucleotides. Its product is annotated as A disintegrin and metalloproteinase with thrombospondin motifs 20-like. Gene Ontology annotation, cellular component: extracellular matrix. Gene Ontology annotation, biological process: proteolysis; extracellular matrix organization. The coding region runs from base 689 to 6340 and encodes 1883 amino acids. The record is from RefSeq and is a predicted model, not a curated record. Gene Ontology annotation, molecular function: metalloendopeptidase activity; zinc ion binding. NCBI's taxonomy places the organism in Eukaryota, Metazoa, Arthropoda, Merostomata, Xiphosura, Limulidae. The transcript has 39 exons.